Arabidopsis lyrata subsp. lyrata is the source of this 1881-nucleotide messenger RNA. Its product is annotated as pentatricopeptide repeat-containing protein At1g64100. The coding region runs from base 164 to 1672 and encodes 502 amino acids. Lineage: Eukaryota; Viridiplantae; Streptophyta; Magnoliopsida; Brassicales; Brassicaceae. The transcript has 2 exons. Gene Ontology annotation, molecular function: protein binding. The record is from RefSeq and is a predicted model, not a curated record.
CGACGUCGUCGCCUAGUCCAGUCCACUACAUUGGUCUCCUGGCUCGAGACAUGAGAGUUCAUUGAACCGGUCGGUCUUCUUCUGUUUGAUUUUUUUUGUUGCGAGUUAGGGUUUAUAUAAUCACUCUUCACCAUAUCUGAGUCAGAGGUCGAGGCGAAGCAGAAUGUUGGCUCGUAUUUGGAGAUCUGAAUCUUCUGCUAGAUUGAUGAGUACGAGGUUGAUUCACGGUCGUGUCUACAAGAAAAGUACAACUUCAUCAAAGAGUCUACCUUCUUUGAGCCGAGGAACAUCAUUUGAAGGAGAGGAAUUGAAAUUGAAAAGUGGGUUUCAUUAUCUUAAAAGCUUAGAUGAUGCGAUCGAUUUGUUCGAUGAAAUGGUUAGAUCUCGUCCCUUGUAUCCGGCAGUUGAUUUCAAUAAAGUAAUUGGUGUCAUCGUGAGAAUGAAACGACCCGAUGUUGCGAUUUCUCUCUAUCAAAAGAUGGAAAUGCGCCGGAUUCCAGGUAAUAUCUACAGCUUCAAUAUUCUCAUAAAGUGUUUCUGCGACUGUUAUAAGUUGUCAUUUACUUUGUCUACAUUCGGGAAGAUCACUAAACUUGGUUUCCAGCCCGAUGUUGUUACGUUUAGUACGCUGCUCCACGGAUUAUGUCUGGAAGAUAAGAUCUCUGAAGCGGUUGCUUUAUUUGAUCAUAUGGUUGACACUGGAUUAACACCCAACGUCGUAACGUUUACAACACUGAUGAACGGUCUUUGCCGUGAGGGUCGAGUUCUUGAAGCACUAGCUCUUGUUGAUCGGAUGGUAGAAGAAGGUCAUCAACCUAACCAGGUUACUUACGGAACAAUUGUCAAUGGAAUGUGUAAGAUGGGUAACACUGUGUUGGCCUUGAAUCUGCUUAGGAAGAUGGAAGAAAACCACGUCACAGCUGAUGUUGUGAUCUAUAGUGCCAUCAUUGAUCGCCUUUGCAAAGACGGAAGUUAUAUCGAUGCUCAAAAUCUUUUCACUGAAAUGCAUGACAAAGGAAUUUUUCCCAAUGUUCUUACCUACAACUGUAUGAUAGACGCUUUUUGUAGCUCUGGUAGAUGGAGUGAUGCCAAGCAAUUGUUGCGUGAUAUGAUUGAAAGGCAAGUAAAUCCUGAUGUUGUAACUUUCAGUGCAUUGAUCAACGCAUUUGUCAAAGAAGGGAAGCUCGUUGAGGCUGAAAAAUUAUACGAGGAGAUGCUUCGUAGGGGUAUAUUUCCUAAUACAAUCACUUAUACCUCAAUGAUCGAUGGAUUUUGCAAACUGAAUCGUCUAGAUGAUGCAAAGCGUAUGUUUGAUUCGAUAGCUAGCAAGGGCUGCUCUCCGGACGUAGUUACUUGUAGUACCCUAAUUAAUGGCUAUUGUAAGGCUAAAAGGGUUGACGAUGGAAUGGAGAUUUUCUGCGAGAUGCAUCGAAGAGGAAUAGUUGCUACUACAGUUACUUACAAUACUUUGAUUCAUGGGUUUUGUCUAAUAGGUGAUCUUAAUGCCGCUCAAAACCUUCUCAAUGAGAUGAUUUCUAGUGGUGUGGCUCCAGAUUACAUCACUUUCCACAGUAUGCUGGCCGGCUUAUGUAGGAAGAAAGACCUACGAAAGGCAGUGGCAAUGUUGGUGGAUCUGCAGGAGAGCGUGGAUCAUCAAUUGGAGGAUGAAUGAAAGAAUGGAAGAUCAUUCAUAUUUAUAUCUUUAGCAGUAGAGCUCCAAUGCUAAAUUUUUUGCUGGAUCAAUUUCAUUUCUGAUGUCCCACAAAUUCGAUACACUUGUUAACUUCUCUGUUAUCAUGUUAUCUAUGUGGUACUCUUAAAAUGAGUUGUGUUGUCUGAAGGCCAAUUGGACAAAAUCUUGUUAGAUAUGCUUUUCGAUCA